GUUUUCUGAUUCGGUGUUGCCGGAUUCAUCUAUAUCUCGACAUCCAAAAUGUUUUCAAUAAGGCCAAUUGUCCGUCAGGGACUCAGAUUCCCCAAAUGGACACAAAUUCGCUCCGUGACCACGUUGGACGGCCGUCCGUACAUAUAUGUCUUCCCAAACGAAGUAGCCUCUGGCGAAAGCCAUGUCUUAUCCCUCCUGCCAUCGAAACCGACGAACUCCAACGUACCUAUCGGAAUUACAUCCAAAUUACCACCGACACCAGAAUCCUUCAAAGAGAACCCGGGUUUCUUGAGCAUCCUGCAAGAAGUUAUCUUGAAAUAUGCGCACGAAGACCCAGACAACAUCUCCCAGGCACAGAUGAUGAUAUCCACGUCUGGAGCCAAUCUGAGCUCCGGAGGGGUCCUGUUGACCGGUCAGAAAGCGCGGAGACGGCAGGCUAGUGCAGACUCAAGCGGUGGGGCCAGUGGUCAGGGUGGUGCUGGUGGUGCAGGACGAGGAGGCUGGAUACAUGUUUUUGAUGAGAGGAGGCCGCCUGAGUAUGGGCGGAUUCCAUGGCCCGAGGAUAUUUUCGGAAGUCUCGAAGUCGAUGGCGAGGGUAAAUUCGUUGAUGGGAAUGGGAAUUACCAACCGAGUGGUACCUAUCGAACCAUCACUCGAGACGGAAUUAUCGCACCGAGUCCGUUCCUCAGGAAAAAGUUGGUCCAGAGACUACAUGAAAUCGAAUCUCAAUAGGGAGAUUCUGUAUCAUAUUUGUAACGAUACGAAUAUUUUGUACUAUACUCUUGGUGAACCAUCCCAUAAACUGCUGGACAGUUCGCAUAACAUUGUCUCGAAAAUUAUGUUAGCGGUAAAAUCGAUACGCUAUAGGAACGCUAAUUGCACCCUAUUCCAAUCGCCAUU
Molecule: messenger RNA, 900 nt
Organism: Aspergillus glaucus CBS 516.65
Lineage: Eukaryota; Fungi; Ascomycota; Eurotiomycetes; Eurotiales; Aspergillaceae
Exons: 5
Coding region: 49-732 (227 amino acids)
Source: RefSeq, a predicted model, not a curated record